AUGCGCUUCACUUCCCACUUCGGGGCCUUCUCAACCCUCCUCUCCGCCGCGGCCGCCAUUCCCGUUGCGCAAGCCUCAUCAAUCCGGAGCCCAACAACCUCCAAGCCCGUCAUCCCUUCCGCCUCUACACCAUAUAUCUCGCAGAGUCCCACGCCUAGCAUGCUUGCCUUGGUUGGGGCCUACGAGUGCCCGCCGAGCCAACAAAAGCAAUGCUGCCAGAGUCUGGAGCAGACGUCUAAAGAUAUCAUGGAGGGAUUGGGUGAACUUGUGCCGAUCUUGGGAGGAAUCCAAAUUAGCUCGAAGAUGGUGUUCCAGUGCAAGAAUAUGGCCCCAGACGAGUCACCCGACUCUUGCGAUGACAAGGAAUCUUCUCCCAUGUGCUGCAGUAGUGGAUCCUCGAAUUCUGUCGGAGCCUGCAAGCCAUUUGCUGAAGCCAAGGAGGCCUAUUACCGGUCGUUUGGAUAUGGCCAGGAGAGCCAGGUUGACUACAUUAACGACGCUGUUGAUUAG
Messenger RNA from Penicillium cinerascens, 510 nucleotides. RefSeq lists its product as uncharacterized. The transcript has 3 exons. The record is from RefSeq and is a predicted model, not a curated record. Bases 1 to 510 code for a protein of 169 amino acids. NCBI's taxonomy places the organism in Eukaryota, Fungi, Ascomycota, Eurotiomycetes, Eurotiales, Aspergillaceae.